This is a messenger RNA of Lates calcarifer (barramundi perch), 8410 nucleotides long. Its product is annotated as cGMP-inhibited 3',5'-cyclic phosphodiesterase 3A. The record is from RefSeq and is a predicted model, not a curated record. The coding region runs from base 3444 to 6905 and encodes 1153 amino acids. Gene Ontology annotation, biological process: oocyte maturation; positive regulation of oocyte development. The transcript is spliced from 15 exons. Gene Ontology annotation, cellular component: cytosol. NCBI's taxonomy places the organism in Eukaryota, Metazoa, Chordata, Actinopteri, Centropomidae. Gene Ontology annotation, molecular function: 3',5'-cyclic-AMP phosphodiesterase activity.
AAAAAGGAGAAGUUUAUUCAAGAAUGCUUACUGUGGGACAAGGUUGUAAACUGUACACGUGUGCGUCAGGCGAUAAACCAAAGGCAGUGACAUGCACAGUCAGUUUUGGUUUACAUUUUCACAGCCACAAGGUAAAGCGAAGUGAUGUGUCAGUGAAAUGCGUAACAAUGCAAUGUGCAUGUGUACAUUCAAAUGUGUGUGUGGGUGUUAUGUGUGAGAGAACUGACGUGUUUAAACAUUUUCCUCACAAAUGCAGCCAUUUAAACUUAAAAGGUUGACUCAAAUAACAGAAGAGAAGAGAACCCACUCUAGAUGUUCUUAAAAUGUGCUGCAUCUCUCAUUCCUCUCUGUGCGGGUCCAAAUAUUUAGAGCCCAGAGGUCUAACUUAACCAUGACAAAGCUAAUUAGUCAACCAUAACAAAAUUUUAAAAACUGUCAUCAUUUGAGUCACCACGAAAGUUGGAAACUUGCAGUGUUUCAUAUCAUUUGUGUUCAUGAUUGUACCUGGUGUACUUUUAAUACAUGUACACUGUGUUACAUCAACUAGAAGCAAUGUUGGGGAAAAUAUUUGAAGUUCUAUUUUUGGGGAGGUCUAUAUCUUGAAUGUCAUUUACUACACUGAGGUAAUGACGUGAAAAUUACCACUGUUUUGAUCAUAACUGAACUGAUUUUCGCACUCCACCACUUCAAGUGCCAAAAGUCACAUACCCUACCAUGCAGAUUCGUUGCACAUAAGGAAAACAUCCUGCUUUCUCUUGUGUGUACGUCUAUGAUUCUGUUACUAAAGGUGCGGUUAAAGACGAACAACACCAGGCCCAGAGGUAAUAUAUCCCCACCCUCAGCUGAAAGUUUCAAGUCUGUUGCAGAUCGGCGAGACGGAUUUAAAUCAAAUCCUUCAUAUGUGGUUUCAUAUGACGGGCGGGGUUAGCUAGUCAACCCACCUCACAUUUCACCUCAAUUUAUGAAACUACCCAUGAAUCAAGAUGGGGUAUCAAAACUUAUUUUUUGACAUGAUUAGAUUGUAAUAAAUGAUAAUGCACAUGAACAAUUAACACAGGGACACAGGCUAGAACUUGGCAAAAUGUAUUUUUCAUUCCAGUGUAUGUUAGAAGUUCUCUGUAACUUGAUAUUAAAAUGGGAAAUGACUCUACCUCUGUUAAUGAAUGUAGCACUUCAUUCAAAAACUACUUUUCCACUUGAAAUACGUGAGUUUGAACGCCGUGCUCCCUGUCACGAAAAUAAUGGGAAAUUUGCUUCCAUGCGCAUGAAAUCAUUAGAUUACAUUCCAUGUACAUGGACAUGGACAUGAACUGCCGGUGUCAUAGACGUUACACAAGCUUACAGGAACAUUUUGUGAAGAAGCGCCAUCAUCCACUCCGACAGGUCAAAACAUAAAGCGGAACAUUUACACAGUGUGACAGUAUGAAUGUGUACUUCAGGAUGUAUAACUGUGGUUGUGUAAGCAGCCACAUACAGAUAACUUGAUGAAAGCCAAUGACGACACACAUGCACACACAUCCACUUCUCUUUAAGCACUUCACAAUGAUAGAUGACACUGUUACAACACUUCCUCAGUACAACUGGAGGAGUGUGUCUGGACAACGUCUCUAAAAGGGCAAAGGGCAAAGAAUGUUAUUAUCACGGCUACAUUUGUCAAAAUGUGAUUUACAGUGUGUUACUGCCGACAGGGCUGAACCCUGAUGGAGCCAGCCUAGACUGAGCCUGUCCCUUCAGUGCACCUAGGGGUUGCCAUAUGUUGGACCACAUCAUAGCUCAGUGAUUUAUUUAUUUUUUUGUGUGUCUUUGCAAAGGUUUGCACAGUUGCAGACUGAGUUAACUAAAAAUAACAGUGUCUCUGUAAAUAAAUAAAACAAAUCGAAGCAAAAACGAAACUCUUUUCUGCAUUACCUUUGUCCGCCCUCAGCCCCUCUGACAUCCACAGGUUUCAACGGAGCUUAAAUAAAAAUGAGCAGUAGGUACUGGCAAAUGUCCACCGGCCAUUGUGAUGGGAUGACUUAAACAUGAGAUUUAUGCCCUGAUUGCACUGACCCAUGUUGUAUAACACCACUGUAAUAAAACGUUACAUCAUAACUCAGAUGGAAGAGAGAAGUCGCCUCAUAAAUUUCUGAUGCAUAUAUACGCACACAACAAACUGCACCCGAUCUAUUAGACAGAUGUGUUGACAGAUGUUUUUGACUGACAAUCCAGACGUAAUAGAGAAUUUGAAAUAUUUUUCUAUUCAGAGAACAAAUUUAUAUAGUUGAAUUAGUAAAACGACAGACUUCAAAUAGCUUUAUGAGAUUGCAUCGCAUCCUUUUAAAUCCUCUCAUAAAAUGUAGGGCAAACAGGUGAAGGCUGCUAACUUGUCCUAGGCCAUGCAGCCUGCUGCACGGGAGGCAGAGGAUGAUAUGAUUUGGGAUUUUAAUCCAGAAAAAAAAUAAAUCGUGGGUAGCAAGAUGAUUAUUACCAGAGCUAAAUUCUGCUUUUUGAUGUUUGCUGGAUUGCACUUUUCUCAUUUUUAUGGUGUGUCUGACUUUUUCUUGGAAGUACAUCCAGAGUACAUCCAUGAAAAUGACUUGUGUAGUAAGUGCAUGUCACCAGGCUAAAGGAAAGUGCAAUAAAUGACUUCCCCAGGCACUGAAGAUAUUGUGUAAAUAAGAAAUUCAUACAGAUUCCCUUUGCAGCAUGGUGUGUUUGACAUGUGAGUUUGCCGUGACCUUAGACUGAUAAAUGAUAUUGUUUAAAGUUGUGCGGUAAAAGUAUGAUAUUCCUUUUUGAUCUCCUGUCAUAUUUAUACAGUGGAGAACAUCUCCAAAAUGUAUUACAGGAUUACUACAGUUAAUUCUUAUAAUGAGCUGCUCCAUCUUGCAGAACAGGCCAGGAAAUCUUCACGUAAACAUGGCAUCCAUCCACAGCGAACUGAGUCACAUCCAGGGGCCAGACUGUGCAGCCUGCAGAGUGAAUAGAAAACACUGGGAAGAGCUAAAAACGUGACGGAGGAAUCACCGGAGCGGCACAAAAAAAGGGUUAGUGUCUAGUGGGAGGGGAGAGAACGAGAGAGAGAGAGAGAGACUAUGUGGAGGAGUAGAGGCAGUGGCCUAGAUGUGUGAAACGCCAGAGGUUGCUUUUUUGGUUCACUGGUUGACUACCAGGGGCAACUCAAUGGUAGACCAAAUGUAAAUGGGGAAGUUCUGAACAACAAAACUGAGAGGAAAAGUUGUGAAGCCCAUGAUUUGGCAGUUUUUAAAUUACUCACUCAAACUUCUUGAAUUUUCGUUCUGGGAGGCAAACAUCACUGACCAAUAUUUUAGACACACAACGUCCACUGUCAUGGGAAUUCACAGGUGGAACAUGUAGACUCAGACACUCACACAGAGACUUAAAUCUAUUAUUUUUUCGACCCCCCGUGACGGUCAGCGCAGCAUUCCGCUUGACUGAUAGCGAUGGCCUUGGAGGCAGACAGCGACAGAGGUUCAUCAAGAAGCGCUCAUGAAAAAUAUCCCCGGGCAGCGUUGGAGCGCAACGGCUACGUGAAGACAUGUGUCACCCCGUUGCACCAGGACGCAGGGAGCCAGUCGUGGGUGAGACUCGCCGUGACAUGGACUUGCCGAGGAGUGUCGUCUGCGGUCUGCGUUGCCUCCGUCUCCGUUAUUCUCGCUCUGCUGCUCAGAUUGGUCGACUGGGAUGCAGGCAGCAGCAGCAGCAGCAGCAACGGAAAUAGCAGCGACUCCGGCUCUCGUCUUCAUUUCGCGGCGGGCUGCGCUGUGGAGCUGCUUUUGACUGCGUGUUACAGCGUCUCUCCGGUUUUUACUCUCGUAUGUGCCUUCUUUUGGGUCGGGCUGUAUCUGAUUCGCUGCGGGGUGCGCGUCCGUUCCGCGUUUUUUUUGUUAGCGGUGUGCCACUUGGGCGAAGCCGCGGCUCAGUCCCUCCUGCGCGGCGGCAGCGAGGAGCAGCUGCUGUCCCUCCCCGCGACCCUGGUAGUCCUCGGCUGCCUGGGCAGCGGGGCUCUGCUGGUCGUCCGGCUGGGUCAAGGAGUGUCGAUCCUCGUCUUCAUUAGCGUCAUCAGGGCCGUCUCCCUCGUCUCUCUGAGCAGAGUCCGGGCCAGCUGGAGACCCUACCUGGCCUACCUGCUGGGACUGCUGGGGGUUUUGCUUGCGAGGUAUGCUGACCGGCUCCUGCCGGCCUCAGGGACCAGCGGGACGGGGUGCUGUGGCUCUGUGACCGGGGCGAAGGAGGAGGACAUCCCUGUCUUCAAAAGGAGACGGAGGUCCAGCUCCAUAGCGGCCUCGGAAAUGAUGGCUCACAGUCAGAGCAACAGCAAGUCCCACCGCAGGACUUCGCUGCCGUGCAUUCCGCGGGACCAGUCCUCAGGCACCAGUGUGGUGGUGGACAUCGCGGUGAUGGGUGAGGCCCAUGGUUUGAUCUCAGACCUGCUGGCAGACCCGUCACUGCCCCCUAACACCUGCAGCUCUCUGAAGGCCGUCAGCAACCUCCUAAGCACCCAGAUCAGCCUCCAGCCGCUCCACCGGCCUCGCAUCCCCGCGGACACACACACCUGCUCUGACUCCGAGGAGGGGCCCGAAAAAACAGAGAGACUGGCCAUUCCAAAGCGUCUAAGGCGGAGUCUGCCCCCAGGGUUGCUGAGGAGAAUCUCAUCAACGUGGACCACAACCACCUCAGCUACGGGGCUGCCCACCAUCGAGCCGGGCCCCGUACGCCGAGACCGCUCAGCCAGCAUCAAACACACCACAGAAAGCAGUGAAUCGUGGAACAACUCGGUGAUGAUGACCAUCUCAAAGAGCCGCUCCAUGUCUGCCUCCUGUGCUGCCUCUGUCACCUCCAACCACCUCUACAGCAAACCACUGGGAAGACCAGGUGUGUUUCCCCCUUCCAACGUAUCACCUCUGGGCUCUCCGUGCCCGUCUCCUCCCGUCCAGGGCACACCUGUCUCCAGUCCUACGAUAAAGACAUGUUCAGUGCAGCUUCCUGAGCCGGUUGGGCCACUAACGGAGCGGGCCCCUGGCUCUGUGGCCCCCAAGAGCCAUCACAGAGCCUUAACUCACAGCCAGAGCGCCCCAAGCUCCACCACCCCUCACUGGCGGCCUCCAUCACUCUGCGGCAGCUGUGGCAGGCCGUUCAACAAUCGACUAAACCACGGGGUAGAAUCUGUCGACAAAGGAGAUAGAAUACCCCAUCCAGAUGAGCGUGUGGUAGCGUCAUCAGAUUAUGACAGCACCUAUGACAGCACCUACGAGACCAACCACAGUGACAGCAGCGACUUUGCACAGAAUGAAGAGGAGGGAGAAGGAGGCAAGAAGCCACCUGAAGCAAGGGAAGGUUGCAGGGAGUAUCCAACAGAGGGCAUUGUUCUUCACCCACUCCUGCCAUCACCAGAGGACAAGCCAAUCUUACCCCAGGAGGCUCUAGUGAUGCCAGGACUGGAGCCUCUGAUGAGUCAACUCAACAAUUGGAACUUUCCCAUUUUUAGUCUGGUGGAGAAGACUCACAGCAAGACAGGCUGCAUCCUCAGUCAGGUUUCCUAUAGGCUCUUUGAGGACACAGGUCUGUUUGAGACCUUCAGGAUUCCUGUACAAGAGUUCAUGAACUACUUCCACGCUUUGGAGAAUGGAUACAGGGACAUCCCUUAUCACAACCGGAUCCAUGCCACUGAUGUGCUGCAUGCUGUUUGGUACCUAACCACUCAGCCUGUGCCAGGCCUGCCCACCCUGCUGACUGAGAAUGGGAUACACACUGACUCAGAGAAUGGCAUUACACCUGGUACCACAGGCUUCCUGGUGUCCAAGAUGAACUCCAUGCUGGAGGACGGUUAUGGCUCCCUGGCUGGCCUUAUCCCUGGCCUGGAGCUCAUGGCCCUGUAUGUAGCUGCGGCCAUGCACGACUAUGACCAUCCCGGAAGAACCAAUGCCUUUCUAGUAGCUACCAGUGCACCACAGGCCCUUCUAUACAAUGACCGAUCUGUCUUGGAAAACCAUCAUGCAGCUUCAGCUUGGAACCUAUUCAUGUCUCGUCCCGAGUAUAACUUCCUGGUUAACCUUGAACACGUGGAGUUCAAGCGCUUCCGCUUCCUAGUCAUUGAGGCCAUCCUGGCCACGGACCUCAAAAAGCACUUUGACUUCCUCGCAGAGUUUAAUGCAAAGGUGGGUGAUGAAGGAGUGUCUGGUAUUGAUUGGACCAACGAGAAUGACCGAUUGCUAGUGUGCCAGAUGUGCAUCAAGCUGGCUGAUGUCAAUGGACCGCUGAAGUGUAAGGAGCUACACCUGCAGUGGACAGAGGGGAUCGUCAACGAGUUCUACGAACAAGGUGAUGAAGAAGCAAGUCUGGGCCUUCCCAUCAGCCCAUUCAUGGACCGGUCCGCUCCGCAGCUCGCUAAACUACAGGAGUCAUUCAUCACUCAUAUAGUAGGACCUCUGUGCUCCUCCUACGACUCUGCUGCUCUCAUGCCAGGACGCUGGGUUGACCUGCCUGAGGGAGAGAUGGAGCCAGAAGAGGCGAAGGAACAAGAGGACACAGAAGAGGAAGAGGAAGAUAUGGCAGAUGAGGAUGCAUCAACAAGUUCUGACACCUCCCAGCGGCAAGAAACCAAAAAGGCAAGGAGGAGGAAGGUGUUUUGCCAGAUCACACAGCAUCUUUUGGAAAACCAUGAAAUGUGGAAAAGAGUGAUUGCUGCAGAAACCCAGGAGGAGGCCCAGAAAGAGGAGCCAAACUGCAUCAGCAGCCCCAACGACCCAAUCACAGCCAUUCACGAGGAAGAGGAAGAGCAAGCGAGCAAAGAGGAGGAGUCGGCUGACCGCCUUGAUGAAAGGGAAGAGGUGCCGGCUUUAGAGGAAGUGGAAAUCCUUCCGCAAUCAGAGACUUCAGGGGAAAAAGAGGAAGAGCCAGAGUGAUAUUAUGAACUUUGACCUCCUCUUAAACCAGGAAUCUGAACGUUGUCUAAAAAUGUUUGUUUCUUUCCUAACUAAACUGUUGAUAUGGUAGCCAGCACAUCACUUUGACACAACACUGUAGAAGAUGUUUUGGGUAAUAUGUGCCUAACAAAAACAGGGUUUGAGGACAGGGAUGAUGCAUGCCCAGUGCAUCUGACAAAGGGAGAGAGGUGAGAUGAGCAAAAGAUGAAGUGACGAGGCAGAAAAAGAAGCUGAAACAGAAAAAGAGAAUGAAUGGGACUGUAUUUGUUUUUGUUGUAGUAUUUGUUUUAGUCUGGAUCUGGUGCCCUGCCCUCACCCAGGCUGCCCAUCCUGCACUAUGAGCCAACCAUGCUGAUUCACUCAUUCACUCUACCAGUGAGCAAUACACUGUCACAAGCCCCCCCUUCUUGUUGCUCCCAUGCUAUCAGCACACUGCGGAGCCCCCGGCUGGUUUAGGAUGUGCAACAAGCCCCUUCUCCUUGAAAACAAUGGGAUGAAAGCCAGGGAAAAAGCUGUGUCCACUGAGGCUCAGCUGUCGUACAUUGUGUGUACAUACAUACACGCACAGGAACUUCACACACACACACAAUACUACAGUAGAGACGCAUUCCUAACACAGAGCUGAUAGGAAGUUUAACAAAGAACCCUGUUGUUCAAAAAGCUUUAUUCUUGCUCAAGGAAAAACAUACAAAACAAUGUUUUGUUCAUGUCAAACAAUGUUUGCUCUUAGUCACAUGUUCUCUCCCUGUCUUUUGUUACUCAGAGUAAGUCCAGCACACCUACACAACUCAGGAAGGCAGAGACCCAAGGAGAUAAAAAAAAAACCCCAAGAAAUUAGGUAUUUUAUUAAGCGUCCUUGUCUUUUUACUUAACACUGCUUCAAGAAGUUCUUUCUAUGAGGUUUGAGAUGCUAUCGAUUUGCUAAUGUCCCCAGAUUCCCAGUUCCCUUUGUGCAUGACAAAGGAGCUGCAAGGUAAAUAAGAUUAUUGAUCACAUCAACACGGCUCGUCACAAUUGAUGAAGAUUUCAUAUUGUCCCUAAUCUAUAACACUUACUGUUAUAGAUCUCGCUGUUGACCACACAUGUUAACAUACGAGACACAAAAGUAAACUAAUAAGGUAAUAUGUUUUGUUAAGUAAAUGCAAUUUGCAUCCAAAUUUUAAGUCAGUUCCCAACUUGUUUCCUUAAUCUUUACUGUAAUGUACCCACUAAUGACAGAAUUCUUUAUAAUUUCUAACCUGGUAUGUAGGCCAAAUGCUUCAGAAAGUGAGUAAUCCAGUAAGCCAUAGUGGCCCAGGCCAGAGCUGACUCAUAGCUCCAAACCACCCGAGAGGAUUAACGUCAAUAAGACAUAAAAAAAAAAAGAAAGAAAAAACACCCUGUGGUGCUUAUUGCCAUGCAGGAGGUGUUGUGUGCAAGAAACUACAUAGAAGUCCCAGUCAGAUCCAAAUGAUUCAGUCUGUCAUUAUUUUGUUGCACGAAAA